AUGGCUAUCUGGAGUGGUAUCAAGAACGUCGUGCUAAGAAUGGUGCUCGCGGUGGUCAUGGUGGAUAGCAACCACAAUCUGUCUGCACAUCUCAGGCUGCUCCUCGCCGCAAUACCAUAUCUUUGGGGCAUAGCCUUGCCUCCCACAUGGCAGUUGCCUCCUCUAGUGAGCCUUAUUCGAGAUGUUUAUUCUAUCCAUGUGUUGGUUUAUGUGAAUGGUUUAAUUAUUGCUGGUAGUUCUUCCACGUUGAUUUCUCGUUUUAAGGAUUACUUGCAUUCGUGUUUUCAUAUGAAGGACUUAGAGCAUUUGAAGUAUUUUCUUAGUAUUAAGGUGGCUCGAGGUCCCAAUGGGAUUUUUUUAUCCCAAUGCAAGUAUGUUCUAGAUUUAUUAACUAAAGUUGGUAUGCUUGGGUGUCGCCCUAUUGACACACCUAUGGAGAAAAAUCACUAUCUUACUUCGUCUACUACUAAUAUUUUUGGUCAACCUAGCCAAUAUUGGUAUUUGGGUGAUCCGGCCAAGGUAUUUGUUUACGACCUACAUCGUCUUUCACUUUGCGACUUGGACAGUGACUGGGCUUCCUAUCCUCUCACUCGUCGCUCUCUUACUGGCUUUGUGGUUUUUCUUGGACAUUCUCGUAUUUCUUGGCGUACCAAAAAGAAACCUAUUGUUGUUUGUUCCUCUACUGAAGCUGAAUAUCGUGAUAUUACGGUUACUACUUGA
This is a messenger RNA of Impatiens glandulifera, 720 nucleotides long. RefSeq lists its product as uncharacterized. The transcript is spliced from 3 exons. The record is from RefSeq and is a predicted model, not a curated record. Bases 1 to 720 code for a protein of 239 amino acids. NCBI's taxonomy places the organism in Eukaryota, Viridiplantae, Streptophyta, Magnoliopsida, Ericales, Balsaminaceae.